AUGCGCUACGCGGACCCUUCGGCGAACAGGGAUUUGUUGGGGAACCGAACUUUGCUCUUCAUCUUCAUCUGCGCCUUCGCCUUGGUGACUUUGCUGCAACAGAUCCUGUAUGGCAGGAACUACAUCAAGAGAGGCCUCCAGUUUGGUUGGCAGAGUGACGACCAGCUGGCCAAUUGGACGGGGCUCUUUAAUGUCACGGACGACCCAGAGUCACCCAGCGGCAGUGACUCCAGCUCCAGGUACUUUGAAUUUUACGAGGGCCCUUUAGAAUAUAACUCCACAAGAUGUCAGGAGCUGAGGAACGAGAUCUUGGAGGUGAAGGUGCUGUCCAUGGUGAAGCAGUCGGAGCUGUUCGACAGGUGGAGGAGCCUGCAGAUGUGCAAGUGGGCGAUGAACAUCUCUGAAGCCAACCAGUUCAAGUCCACUCUGUCCAGGUGCUGCAAUGCCCCCUCCUUCCUCUUCACCACCCAGAAGAACACGCCCCUGGGGACGAAGCUCAAGUAUGAGGUGGACUCCAGCGGCAUCUACCACAUCAACCAGGAGAUCUUCCGCAUGUUUCCCAAGGACAUGCCCUACUACCGGUCGCAGUUUAAGAAGUGUGCAGUGGUGGGCAACGGAGGCAUCCUCAAGAACAGCCGCUGCGGGAGGGAGAUCAACAGCGCCGACUUUGUCUUCCGGUGCAACCUACCCCCCAUCUCAGAGAAGUACACCGUGGAUGUGGGGGUGAAGACGGACGUGGUCACUGUGAACCCCAGCAUCAUCACAGAGAGGUUCCACAAGCUGGAGAAGUGGCGGCGGCCCUUCUACCGCGUGCUGCAGGUCUACGAGAACGCGUCGGUGCUGCUGCCGGCCUUCUACAACACGCGCAACACCGACGUGUCCAUCCGCGUCAAGUACGUGCUGGACGACUUCCAGUCGCAGCAGGCCGUCUACUACUUCCACCCGCAGUACCUGGUCAACGUGUCGCGCUACUGGCUCAGCCUGGGCGUGCGAGCCAAGCGCAUCAGCACCGGCCUCAUCCUGGCCACCGCGGCGCUGGAGCUCUGUGAGGAGGUGCACCUGUUCGGCUUCUGGGCCUUCCCCAUGAACCCUUCGGGCCUCUACAUCACUCAUCACUACUACGACAACGUCAAGCCCCGCCCGGGCUUUCACGCCAUGCCCUCCGAGAUCUUCAACUUCCUGCACCUGCACAGCCGAGGCGUCCUCCGCGUGCACACGGGCACCUGCAGCUGCUGCUGAGGGCACGCUGGCUGCCCGCCCGCCCCCCGGAACCUUGCACCUCCUUUCCCUCCGUGCCGGGCAGGGCACCGUGAAGGCCUGGCUGACAGGCUGUCACUCCCUCAGUGGUUCAGCUUCAUGCUUGGGACCUGUGGGCCCAGAGGCAGGGGUGGGGUUCAGGGCAGAGUCAGCUCCGCGCUGGGCACGCUGGGUCUCAGGCUGGGCCCUGUGUCUCUGCCCUGCCUACGGUGGCAUGCUGCUGGGUCACACCUCAACGUCCUGGCCCUGGGGAUUGCAAGUGAAUAAAGCACAUUUCCACUCAAUUUUAU
Molecule: messenger RNA, 1547 nt
Organism: Molossus molossus (Pallas's mastiff bat)
Lineage: Eukaryota; Metazoa; Chordata; Mammalia; Chiroptera; Molossidae
Gene: ST8SIA5
Product: ST8 alpha-N-acetyl-neuraminide alpha-2,8-sialyltransferase 5
Exons: 8
Coding region: 1-1239 (412 amino acids)
Biological process (GO): N-glycan processing; oligosaccharide metabolic process
Molecular function (GO): alpha-N-acetylneuraminate alpha-2,8-sialyltransferase activity
Source: RefSeq, a predicted model, not a curated record